Messenger RNA from Zasmidium cellare ATCC 36951, 2301 nucleotides. RefSeq lists its product as uncharacterized. The transcript has a single exon. Lineage: Eukaryota; Fungi; Ascomycota; Dothideomycetes; Mycosphaerellales; Mycosphaerellaceae. The record is from RefSeq and is a predicted model, not a curated record. Gene Ontology annotation, molecular function: SNARE binding. Gene Ontology annotation, cellular component: exocyst. The coding region runs from base 1 to 2301 and encodes 766 amino acids. Gene Ontology annotation, biological process: exocyst localization; exocytosis.
AUGAACGAUGGCGCGCUGGAGGACACCACCUCCAAGCUCGCCGAGCUCCUCAAAAAUCCGGACGACCUCGACAAACUCCCGUCCUUGCGCAGCGAGUUCACCCGCAAGAAGGCAGCCAUUGACGGUCAGCUCAAGCAUGGCCUCAAGGAGCAGCUCGAAGUCACCCAGAACGGCAUGACGUCCAUCUCCGAAGGUCAAAAGAUAGUCUUGCAGAUCAAGGAGGAGAUGAUGAAAAUCGACAAGCUAUGCGCCGAAGCCCAAGGCAUGAUCGAGGACUUUCCUGAGAUCAACAAGAUGAGCGUCAUGCAGCGCAACUUUGCGUCCGUGGAGAACAUCAAGGCCAACAUCGAUACCUUCGGCUCCCAGCUGAAUGCGUUGGAAGCGUUGCUGAGGGAGGAUGACGAGGACAUAGAGCACCAACCAAAUUUACUCGCGAUUCACAAUGGGUUGACCGAGCUGCGGGACAUCAGAGAUCGGGCCAUGGAACAGGUCAAGUCCAAUGCUGAUGGAGAGAGCGGGUUGGAGCUGAUUGAGAACUUGCCGUUGGAAAACAAUGCGACCUUGAGAGAUUACUUCGCACGACUCGACGAUGUUGUAGACUGGUUUGACGAGCACGUUGGUACUGCUUGUAUAGGGCUCAUCAGUCUUGUACAAGCUGGAAACAACGGUUUGGUCGUGCGAUUAGGUCUGAUCAUAGAAGAGGAAGAAAAGAAGGACCGACAGACGAGAGCCUUGCAGGAAGUACAGAAGGGGUUUGCCGACGUGGCCACGAGAUUUAAGAGCAUCGACACUGGCAACAGGGAACUCCGAGGUUACAAACAGAAAUUCCUGCAGACUAUUGAGGCCAGCGCCAAAGCCCAGUUCGAAGCCGUCAGACAGCAAUUCGACGAGGAUCCAGACAAGCUUGAGAAGGCCUGCCGGUGGUUCUUCAACGACUUGAACACUGUCAAGCUGGGUAUGCAAGACCUGAUGCCCAAGAAGUGGAAGAUCUUCAAGACGUACGUCAAUAUCUACCACAAACUGAUGCAUGACUUUCUUGUGGAGAAACUGGACGACAAAGACAUCACACCUGUGCACAUGUUGGCCAUUUUGAACUGGGUCGAGAAAUACUACAGCAAGGUAGUGAGGCUAGGCGUCAAACCAGACGAACUUCAACCUCAUGUCAUCGAUGAACGCGAGAGUGACCUCGUCCGUGAGUAUCGCAACCUCAUCACCAGGUCUGUCGAGGAAUGGAUGGAUCGCAUGGCCAAGUCGGAUCGGCAACUAUUCUUGUCGAGGGCAGAAAAUAGUCUGGACCAGGAUGCCGACGAACAGCUGCACACUAAGAGCGCCAGCGAUAUGUGGACGAUGCUGAAGGAACAGCUCAGCGUCGCACAAUCCUCAGGCCGACCUGACGUCGUCGAGGGUGUCGUCGACAAGAUGAUGCGAGCUCUGAAGAACCGCCAGCAAAUGUGGGAGCGACUCGUCGACGAAGAAUACCGCAAGAUCGAUCAGUCGACCGAUACUGCCCUCCUCGAAGGCGUUGGAAGUCUCCAAGAAUGGCUGGUUGCCAUCGCCAACGACCAAAUCUCCAACAUCGACGACAACCCAGAUGCCGGAGUCAUGUCUCACCUCACACGCUUCAAAGCGGACUACGAGCCCCUUGUCACCCCUUCAUACGCCGUCACCUCCAACGCCGAAAUCGAGUCCCUCACCAACGGCUACGUCGACCUCGCCACACACUGCAUGGCGCUCUUCGCCGCCGUCAUUUUCGCCACGGACAUCAAACCCGUCCUCACCGAAUUCUUCACCCCCGCCUGGUACCAAAAGAAAACCAUGGAAUCCAUCACCAGGACCUUCGAGGACUACCUCAAAGACUUCACGGGCAUUCUACAUCCAUCUCUUCGCGACAUCUUCGUCGAAGAACUCAGCGACGCCCUCCUCGUCCGCUACCUCGAAUGCGUCAAGAACAAAGGCGCCAAGUUCCGCCGCAUGGAUCCCUUCACGGACAAGAUCAAAGACGACGUCGUCACGGUCUUCGGGUUCGUCCAGCCGUACAGUGAUGUAUUCGAUCUCGUCAAGGACAAAUGGCGAGCGGUCAAUUCCUUCGAAAUGCUGCUCCGCGCGGACAAAGGCCAAGGCGUCGUGUCAGCGUUCGAGUCGAUGAAGCAGAGUUAUUGGGAUGUGCAGAUCGGAUGGGUCGAGGCGGUGUUGCGGGCGCGGGAUGAUUUUGAUCGGUCCAUGUUGAGUUCGGUCAAGGCUGCGGCGGCUGGGUUGAAUGUUGAGAGGGGCGCCGAGACGGUUAUGAGUAAGGUGAAGUAG